UAUUGAAAUGCAUUUUAUUUUAUGUUUUUAUUGUUUAAAGUGGGGUCUACUCAAAAUUUUCUACGGCUCAGAUCGGACACCGCACACACAAAUUUUUUGUUUCCUCGCUUUAUAUACCACCCAAGCUAUGCCAUGCUUAUUACCUUUAACCCUAGCCUCCUCCACCUCCCCUCUGCCAUGGCCUCUCGUCUUUUUGUCCUCCCCUUCCUCCUCUUCCUCCUCCUCUCCAUAACCACCGCUUCUCCUCCCAACCAAAAGAAGCUCAGAGAAAAGCAAAGCCACCUCCACUUCUACUUCCACGACAUCCUCAGCGGCCGCAACGCCACCGCGGUUCGAGUCGGCAAGGCCGCCCCUCCUCUCUCCGCCUUCGGCAUGAUAACCAUAAUUGACGACCCGCUAACCGAGGGUCCAGACCGGAAUUCCAAGCCCGUGGGCCGAGCCCAAGGCCUGUACGCGGCGACGGCGCAGGAGGAGGUGGGCCUCCUCAUGACCAUGAACCUGGCCUUCACGACGGGAAAGUACAACGGCAGCGUUCUCUCUGUACUGGGCCGCAACCAGCCGCUCCACCCGGUGAGAGAAAUGCCCGUCGUCGGCGGCAGCGGUCUGUUCCGGUUCGCGAGGGGGUAUGUGCUGGCACGCACUCAUUGGCUUGAUCUCACCACCGGCGAUGCCACCGUGGAGUAUGAUGUCCACGUCAUGCAUUAUUGAGUGUUCCUGUCCUUGUGCUCUUUGCUAUAUUUUUGACGCUUUAAAGUGAAACUUUACUUAUUAGCUUUUGGAUUUUUCA
This is a messenger RNA of Phalaenopsis equestris, 787 nucleotides long. RefSeq names its product dirigent protein 22-like. The coding region runs from base 22 to 708 and encodes 228 amino acids. Lineage: Eukaryota; Viridiplantae; Streptophyta; Magnoliopsida; Asparagales; Orchidaceae. The record is from RefSeq and is a predicted model, not a curated record. The transcript has a single exon.